UCCGGGUGAACUAACAGAAGUUGUCGUCCACACAAGGAAACCCUGGAUUCACCUAAUGUUGUUGCAAGUACAAUUUAUCUUACUGUCUCUUUUACUUAUUUUUGAAUCCCCCAGCAUGCAUGGACUACCAUGUUCCUCUUUGGGCCACUGUUUUGGUAAUUCGUCCGAUGUCAACCCUGAUCCAGCACCUCCUCGGGAAGAGUCGAACAACUCCAGACAAAGCAGAAAUAAUCACAGACUUCCAGAUCCAAUAAUCUCCCAGCCUGAAGCUCUACCGAGCAGGCCGCGGGAGGAGCAGCACAAACACACUCAGAGGACUAUCAGCUGCAUCUCAACCCACUCCACCAUAACCAGUAAAGUCAAUGGAUCCCACUCCAUCUCUGUCUGCAGCAUGCAGGACGCAGAUGACCACCCGUGCUUUGAGUCACCUCCACCCUGCCAUAGCCUGUCACAGAGCUCUGAGGAUGAAGAGCUGGAGUUUGACUGUAGUCCCGAGCUCGAGAUGAAAUAUCCUCAAAUCCCUAGACCCUCCAUCAUCAUCAGACAGUCGAAGGAACCAAAAUUCCAGGAAACAGAGUCUGACAGGUCUGACAGUAGGGAGACAGAGGAUGGAGGGUUAUCAGGUAUGGAAAACAAACUGGAGCUUCCUCCUCUUUUCUCUCCGCUUCCCUCUCCACCUCCUGCUCCUCCACGCUGGAAGUUUUUUGGGCACAGAUUUGAGAACGGAAAAGAUUUGAGAUUGUGUCAAGGCAUCAUUAAAGAAACAAUUCUCUAA
Labrus mixtus (cuckoo wrasse) is the source of this 775-nucleotide messenger RNA. RefSeq lists its product as uncharacterized. The transcript is spliced from 2 exons. The record is from RefSeq and is a predicted model, not a curated record. The coding region runs from base 56 to 775 and encodes 239 amino acids. Lineage: Eukaryota; Metazoa; Chordata; Actinopteri; Labriformes; Labridae.